Molecule: messenger RNA, 2499 nt
Organism: Armigeres subalbatus
Lineage: Eukaryota; Metazoa; Arthropoda; Insecta; Diptera; Culicidae
Product: polyubiquitin-C
Exons: 3
Coding region: 167-2458 (763 amino acids)
Biological process (GO): protein ubiquitination; modification-dependent protein catabolic process
Cellular component (GO): nucleus; cytoplasm
Molecular function (GO): ubiquitin protein ligase binding; protein tag activity; RNA binding
Source: RefSeq, a predicted model, not a curated record
AAAAGCACAAUACCGAAAGGUUUGUCUGGCAAUCCAAGGUUUUCAACCUGAUUAGCAGUGAUAAGAACUAAGUAGCUCCCUUGGUAGCCAGUAGUUCUUGAGGAAAGUUUCAAAAAAGCCAGAAUCUUUUUCUAGUUCUCCCGUUCUCUCAGUAACAGGAAGCAAUAUGCAGAUCUUUGUCAAGACGCUGACGGGCAAGACAAUCACCCUCGAUGUGGAGCCCGUUGACACCAUCCAGAACAUCAAGGUCAAGAUCGAGGAUAAGGAAGGUAUCCCACCAGAUCAGCAGCGCCUGAUCUUCGCUGGCAAGCAGCUGGAAGAUGGUCGUGCCCUGUCCGACUACAAUGUCCAGAAGGGCUCUACGCUGCAUCUGGUACUGCGCCUCAGAGGUGGCAUGCAAAUCUUCAUCUUCGUUAAAACACUAACGGGUAAAACCAUUACCCUCGAGGUUGAACCCUCGGAUACCAUCGAGAAUGUUAAAGCCAAGAUCCAGGAUAAGGAAGGCAUCCCUCCAGACCAGCAGCGGUUGAUCUUUGCUGGUAAGCAGCUGGAGGACGGACGUACCCUGUCGGAUUACAAUAUCCAGAAGGAGAGUACCCUCCAUCUGGUUCUGCGUCUGCGCGGAGGUAUGCAAAUCUUCGUCAAGACUUUGACUGGAAAGACCAUUACCUUGGAGGUUGAGCCAUCUGACACUAUUGAAAAUGUCAAGGCUAAGAUUCAAGAUAAGGAAGGAAUCCCCCCAGACCAGCAGCGUUUGAUUUUCGCUGGUAAGCAGUUGGAAGAUGGUCGCACCCUGUCGGAUUAUAACAUCCAAAAGGAGAGCACCCUCCAUCUCGUUCUCCGUCUGCGUGGCGGUAUGCAGAUUUUCGUCAAGACCUUGACUGGAAAGACCAUCACCUUGGAGGUUGAGCCAUCCGAUACCAUUGAAAAUGUCAAGGCUAAGAUCCAAGAUAAGGAGGGCAUUCCUCCAGAUCAGCAGCGUUUGAUUUUCGCUGGUAAGCAGUUGGAAGAUGGUCGUACUCUUUCGGACUAUAAUAUCCAGAAGGAAAGUACCCUUCAUUUGGUUCUGCGUCUGCGUGGAGGUAUGCAAAUCUUCGUCAAGACUUUGACUGGAAAGACCAUCACCUUGGAGGUUGAGCCAUCCGAUACUAUCGAGAAUGUUAAAGCCAAGAUCCAGGAUAAGGAAGGAAUCCCCCCAGAUCAGCAGCGGUUGAUUUUCGCUGGUAAGCAGUUGGAAGAUGGCCGCACCCUGUCGGAUUAUAACAUUCAAAAGGAGAGCACCCUACAUCUGGUUCUCCGUCUGCGCGGAGGUAUGCAAAUCUUCGUUAAGACUCUUACCGGAAAGACCAUCACCUUGGAGGUUGAGCCAUCCGAUACCAUUGAAAAUGUCAAGGCUAAGAUCCAAGAUAAGGAAGGAAUCCCCCCAGAUCAACAGCGUUUGAUUUUUGCUGGUAAGCAACUGGAGGACGGACGCACCCUUUCGGAUUAUAACAUCCAGAAGGAGAGCACCCUACAUCUGGUUCUUCGUCUGCGCGGAGGUAUGCAAAUCUUCGUUAAGACCUUGACUGGAAAAACAAUCACCCUCGAAGUUGAACCAUCCGACACCAUUGAAAACGUCAAGGCUAAGAUCCAAGAUAAGGAAGGAAUCCCCCCAGAUCAGCAGCGGUUGAUUUUCGCUGGUAAGCAGUUGGAAGAUGGUCGUACCCUUUCGGAUUAUAACAUCCAGAAGGAGAGCACCCUCCAUCUGGUUCUCCGUCUGCGUGGAGGUAUGCAGAUUUUCGUCAAGACUUUGACUGGAAAGACCAUCACCUUGGAGGUUGAGCCAUCCGAUACCAUUGAAAAUGUCAAGGCUAAGAUCCAAGAUAAGGAAGGAAUCCCCCCAGAUCAGCAGCGUUUGAUUUUUGCUGGAAAGCAGUUGGAAGACGGCCGCACCUUGUCAGAUUACAACAUUCAAAAGGAAAGCACUCUCCAUCUGGUACUCCGUCUUCGUGGAGGUAUGCAGAUCUUCGUUAAGACUCUUACCGGAAAAACCAUCACCUUGGAAGUCGAACCAUCCGACACUAUUGAAAACGUCAAGGCAAAAAUCCAAGAUAAGGAAGGCAUUCCUCCAGAUCAGCAGCGUUUGAUCUUCGCCGGAAAGCAGUUGGAAGACGGUCGCACCUUGUCAGAUUACAACAUUCAAAAGGAAAGCACUCUCCAUCUGGUGCUCCGCCUUCGUGGAGGUAUGCAGAUCUUCGUUAAAACUUUGACUGGCAAAACCAUCACCUUGGAAGUCGAACCAUCCGACACUAUUGAAAACGUUAAGGCUAAGAUUCAGGAUAAGGAAGGCAUUCCUCCAGAUCAGCAGCGUUUGAUUUUCGCCGGUAAGCAACUGGAAGACGGGCGCACCUUGUCGGAUUACAACAUCCAGAAGGAAAGCACACUGCAUUUGGUACUGCGAUUGAGAGGCGGACAAUAAAUGGAUAUCAUCAUUAAUAAAUUGAAAAUUCCGUAAAUUAA